Calypte anna (Anna's hummingbird) is the source of this 2954-nucleotide messenger RNA. It is a transcript of the gene ANKRD24, whose product is annotated as ankyrin repeat domain 24. The record is from RefSeq and is a predicted model, not a curated record. Bases 83 to 2869 code for a protein of 928 amino acids. Lineage: Eukaryota; Metazoa; Chordata; Aves; Apodiformes; Trochilidae. The transcript is spliced from 20 exons. Gene Ontology annotation, molecular function: actin binding.
CAGCUCCAGCUGUCACCAGCACAGCCACCAGCUCUGCGGGCAGGACAGGGCUGAGGGACGGUGCCACGGGGCUGGAGCCACCAUGAAGAGCCUGAAGGCCAAGUUCAGGAAGGCAGACAGCCAGGACUGGACCAAGAAUGAUGAGAAGCUCCUGCAAGCUGUGGACUACAAUGAUGCUGGGAAGGUGACAUCUCUUCUCGUCCGCAAGGGCCUGGUCCCCACCAAACUAGACUCAGAGGGCAAAUCCGCGUUCCACCUGGCUGCCACGCGGGGGAACGUGGACUGCCUGGAAGCCAUGCUGGCUCACGGUGUGGAUGCCAUGACCAAGGAUAGCUCAGGUUACACUGCCCUGCACUUGGCAUCCAAGCACGGCCACCCGCAGUGUGUCAGCAAGCUGCUGCAGGCCUCCUGCCCUGUGGAUGUGGCUGAUGGCAGUGGCCGAACUGCUCUGCACCUCGCAGCGGUCAGCGGCUGCAUCUCGUGUUCUGAGAUCCUCUGUGAUUUCAAAGCUCCCUUGAAUGCCAAGGACAAGGAUGGCUCCACACCCCUGAUCCUGGCUGCCAAGAUGAGCCACUCGGAGCUGUGCCGGUACCUGCUGCACCGCGGGGCUGCUGUCAACAGCCGGGACCUGCAGGGGAGGACAGCCUUGAUGCUGGCCUGUGAGAAUGGCAGUGUGGAGACAGUGGAGGUGCUUGUCAACGCUGGUGCCCGGGUGGCCGUGGUGGACUCCACAGGUCACGAUGCUGCCCACUACAGCCUGGCCACGGGCAAUGCCCUCAUCCAGCACUUCCUGCAAGAGGCUGCUCAGCGCCGGUCUUGGGCCAGUGAAGAGGAGUCAACAGAGAGGACAUCCCAGACAUCUUCACCCAGCCAGUCAUCUGUGAGGGAGAAAAACAACACACCAAGGAAGAGGAAAGCCCCUCUGCCUCCCCUGGGCACCCCCAGCCAGGAGGACCAGGAUGCCUACGAGGAGAUUGUGCGGCUGCGGCAGGAGCGAGCCCAGUUCUUGCAGAAGAUCCGAGGCUAUGAGCAGCAGGAGAAGCAGAGACGGGAGCGGGCAGAGCUGGAUGAGGGCUCCUUACGCUCCAUGGAGAAGCAGAUUAAGGAGCUGAAAGAGCGGCUGGUGGCACGGGAUGGUGAGAAGGAGCGUCUGGGCAAGGAGGUGGAGGCUCUGCGGAGUCGCUUGUCCUCACUGGAGAAUGAGAAGGAAAACACGAGCUAUGACAUUGAAACACUGCAGGAUGAGGAGGGAGACCCGCUGGAGUUCCCAGGGGCAGAGCUGCUGCUCUCCAAGAAGACACUGAGUCCCUCAGCUGAGGAGCUGCUGGCCACGCUGCAGGGGCAGGUGCAGUCCCUCACUGUGCAGAACAAGGAGCUGAGGGAGAAAAUACAGGUGCUGGAGAACUAUGAGCGGGACGAGAGUGACUCGUCCACCCCCAGGGACUUCGUGCCUGCCAGCCUCUACAAGGCUCUCCAACAACAGCUGGAGCAGUUGCAAGCACAGCGCUCAGAGCCACUGGCGAGAGAUGAAGCUGGUGGGCAGCGGGAGGGGCUGACUGUUGCCUCAGAACCAGCCAGGAGCCGGGGCGAGAGCAAGACGGCGUUGGGUGAGCUGCGGGAAGCAUGCACGCUGGCUUCUUCCUCCUUGACAGCUGAGUGGGAGGCUGGGGCCGAGCUGGCAGAGGCCCGGGCAGCCCUGCAGCAGGCACAGACGGCCCUGGAGGAGCGGGAGCAGCGGGUGAAGGAGCUGCAGGCUCGUCUGGAGGCUGGCGCGGUGGCCACAGGGGUGACGGCCUCGCUGGGAGCCUCCCUGGAGGAGGCAUUGAGGGAGAAAGAGGCUUUGCUGGAGCGCUGCGGGCGGGCGGAGGCUGAGGCUGUGGCCCUGCGGCGGGAGCUGGAGGCCAAGGCGCGAGACUGGCGGGCGGGCAGCAGCCCCAAGUCAGAGCCAGGGGUGCUGGAGCAACGCGUGGCAGAGCUGGUGCAGCAGCAGAAGGAGGUGACGGCCGAGCUGGGGCACCUGCAGGAGACGCUGCGGGAGCGGGAGGCCGAGCUGGGCAGCCUGCGGGAGACGCUGGCCACCCGGCCGGUGGGGCGGCGGGAGCAUGAGGAGGCCCUGGCACGGCUGCGGCAGGCACAGGCAGAGGCGCAGGGCCGGGUGCCACGGGAGCAGCAUGCCCGGGCCACGGCGGCGCUGGAGGAGCAGGCGCGGGCGCUGCAGGAGCGUAUGGCCCAGCUGGAGCUGGUGGCGGAGGCCAAGGGGCGCGAGGCCGCCCGGCUGCAGGCGGAGUUGGCCACAGCGGUGCCACGAGCGGAGCACGAGGCGGCACAGGAGGAGCUGCGGGCCGAGGCAGCGGCGCUGAGCCAGCGGCUGGGCGAGCUGUCACGACGGCAUGAGAAGACGUGUGAGGAGGUGUUCCGGGUGCAGAGACAGGCCCUCUUCAUGAAGAGCGAGAGGCAGGCAGCUGAGGACAGGCUGGCCACCGCGCAGAAGCAGUUGGCGGAGGCGCAGGAUGAGGCACAGGAGCUGCGCAAGCUCCAUGGUCAUGCCGAGGAAUCAGCCCGACUGAUCAGGGACAGGGACAGGAAGAUCACCGAGCUCUCCAAGGAGGUCUUCAGGCUGAAGGAAGCCCUGAACGCCCUCCCUGAGCCCCAGAAAUCACCACAGUCACCCCCUGACACUGCUGUGCUCCAGGCCAGGAUCCAGGCACUGGAGGAGAAGCUGGCGGAGAGAGAAAGGCAGCACAGCAGGGUGGUGACGCUGUACCGGAGCCACCUGCUCUGUGCAGUGCAGGGCCACAUGGACGAGGAUGUGCAGAGACUCCUGUGCCAGAUCCUGCAGAUGCAGCGGCUGCAGGAGCAAGGCAGAUGAGCCCUUGCCCACAUGGCAGUGCCACGGGGCUAGGUGGCACAGCCAGUGACACUGCUGGGGGGCUAGGCCUGUGCCAGCACACUCU